Molecule: messenger RNA, 741 nt
Organism: Meira miltonrushii
Lineage: Eukaryota; Fungi; Basidiomycota; Exobasidiomycetes; Exobasidiales; Brachybasidiaceae
Product: Caleosin-domain-containing protein
Exons: 2
Coding region: 1-741 (246 amino acids)
Molecular function (GO): calcium ion binding; monooxygenase activity
Source: RefSeq, a predicted model, not a curated record
AUGUCUCCAAUCGAACAAUCCGUUCGUCGGGUUGACGUUGAUCCUUUUUUCGAUAAUACUCGAUUGGAUUUGACACAAGAAGGUUUAGGCGGAAAGAAACGUGCAGUUCCAUAUCACGUCGGAAACACUUGGAAGAAGCCAAACGGCGAUCGUAAAGAUUACAACGAAAGUACGAAGAGCAUGACUGCUAUGCAAAAGCAUGUCGCCUUCUUUGACGGUGAUUGUGAUGGCGUCAUUUGGCCAAGCGAUACGUUCUUCGCGUUUUUAUCGUUGGGAUUCGGUUUGAUCAUUUCAAUCUUGUCAGUUUUCGUCAUCCAUGGACCCUUCUCUUACCCCACAUUACCAACAAAAGGAAACCGUUGGACUGAUUGGCUUCCCGAUCCAUUUAUGCGCAUUUACGUUGCUAAUAUCCAUCGCUGCAAGCAUGGCUCUGAUACGGAAUCUUAUAAUCGUCGUGGUCAAUUUCAACAACAAAAAUUUCAAGACAUCUUGGAAGAUUAUUCAACAUAUCACAACAAAGAAGCUCUCUCUUUCCGUGAUGGGUUGGUAAUGAUCAAAGAACGUAGAAACUUGAUGGACAUUUUCGGUAUCUUUGCUUUUGCCUUCGAAUGGGGUAGCACAUACAUGCUCUUAUGGCCAAAAGACGGGUACAUGAAGAAAGAUGACAUUCUCGGUGUCUUUGAUGGAAGCAUCUUUGUCGCUUUAGCUCAUAAACGCGCGGGAGCAUUCAAAGCAAAAUGA